Molecule: messenger RNA, 3474 nt
Organism: Babesia ovata
Lineage: Eukaryota; Apicomplexa; Aconoidasida; Piroplasmida; Babesiidae
Exons: 2
Coding region: 1-3474 (1157 amino acids)
Source: RefSeq, a predicted model, not a curated record
AUGAAGACUCAGAUCAAAACUUAUAUUACAAAGCAAAUUCAAGCCAUAGUAGACGCGGCGGGAAAGGCGACGUCUAGCAACGGCGUCGAUGUAUCCGGUGGGCAAGCGGCUCUACAGGGUGUUGCUGAGUUGGGUGGCAAUUUUAAAAAGUGGGUAACUGAGCUUACAAAACAGGCAGCACUGGAAGAUAUCCUGUUCUCGCUUCAAUAUAAUCUUAAAAAGCACAAUAACAAAGUACUUCCAACAGUCGACGAACAAAAUGUACUCGUAAAGGCUCUUUUCACCGACCUUGGCGGCAAGGUGGAUGAAGGGUUGCCGAAUGGAGGAAGAGGACCAUCGGAACAAAUAAACUUAAUGGAUACACUUGGGGAAUAUAGAGAUAAAAAGCAGACGCUUACCGGUGCAAUCACGACUAUAGGAUCUAACGUGACUCAAAACCUUGACGGAACUUGUAGUGAGAACAGCGGAAUAAUUGGUGACAAGAAUACCUUCCAACAACCCUUCUCCCAAAUCAAAGAACAACUCACAGCGAUCGCCGGCCUGGUCGACAGCGACCAAACAAAGCCGGACCCACCUACCAAAAAAACAGGCGUCAAAAACUACCUGACUGAUCUUGAGAAGAUGCUUACCGAGCAACCAAAUUAUCCCCUUACCACCCAGCUAGAUAAAACGUACACCGUCCAAGGCCUCGCGCUGAUCAAGACGGAUAUUGAGGCGCUGCAAAAGGACACUGUUCCCCAGCUGACCAGCAACCUAAAUUACCUGUGCAACUCCAUUAAACGUAUUGCCAACGAAAUCGUAGGGAAUUUGGAAGUGCUGAAAAAUGAAAAAAUUGGCGAUGAGCUUAACAAAAUUUAUGAUGAUCUCAGCAAGCUUCAUACCUGCAUCCAGACUGACGUCAUCACCUUGGCAGAUAAGUUCAUCGACAAAGAAGCCGACACACAAUGCCGUCUGACGAUCUCGCUGCUUCACACCUGCGUAGACGGACAGGUGGACUCCGCUAUCUGCGAACUCACAGCGCAGUCCCAGAAGAAUUACGUGUCCUCUGUACAGAGCCUGUUGAUAGCCUUCGCCGAGAAGGUUCAGGGGGAGUUACAACAUUUACCGACUGAGCUUGAAAGGGACCUGGAGACAGGCCACAAAGGAUUCAUGGCGAACUUGGAGAAGUAUUUCGUUAAGAAAGUUACAGGACUUCGAGACUUGUCUCCGACGUCCCCUCCAAUAACCACAUCCAAGGGCAGGAAAAUGUAUCCACUCGGUCAGGCCGUCAUGAAAUUGAGCACUGCAUUUAGGUCAUUCUACAGCAACCUGAAAUCGCAAGAGGAUUUCACUGCCGACUCCGGGCGUCUGCAAGAUCCGAAUGACGCCCUGCUCAAUUUGCUUAACAAACUCGUCACUUCGCAGCACUUCAACCAGACAUUUAGAGAUAAUGUAGAGUCACUCGAAAAAACAUUCACUACAUUUAGUCCUCAAAUAUAUGGCGAAGCAGAGAGCCCUUUGCUACUCAACGCUUUAAAGAAUGGUUUCACAUCCCUUGUCUCCGAACUCCAGAAAGCGUACGUCUCCACAUACUCCCAGCAGAAAAUUAGGUGGGAUAACAUCGAUGACACUGAGAGAGAAAAGUACGCUAAAAUCGCCUUGACACUUACGCCCACCGUAUAUGAAGCAUUAACACAGCUCAAGGAAGGGCUUGAGAAACACGAUGAGCUGUGGACAACUUAUAGCAUUUAUAAUUCCUCGAACACUGCUAAUGCCUUACAUAAAUUAUUCUUCCGUGAAAACGGUUACGAUAGUAAGCUUCCUGUAAACGUCGCGGCCGGCGAAUUAAAUCACAAAAAAGGUUUCACUGGUAAUAAUAUUCUUACACUUCUUGAUAGUGAUACAUGUGAAUUGUUUGAGAGUAGCAAACAGCCGCUUGACGACGACACUCUGAAUGUCGACUUGGUAGAAGUUGGUGUUCUCCAAAAACUAUUUGAUCACCUUCAUAAAUACUUCGACGUCCGUCACUUACAUCACAUCGACAAACCUAGGUCACCGUGUAGCAUCUAUGACAUGUCCCUAUGGCUGUCCGGCCUCCCGCAUAACCCUGUUUAUGAAAAACUUAAGCAGCAGAUUAAGACGAUGUUCGAAGUGCCAAGUGAGACAGAUCCUUCUCAGAAAAUCGUGAAGCCUAUGAACGCCCAUCCACAACAGUUUACACAUGAUGAAAUACAUUCUGCACUUAAAGAAGUUACAGCAAACGCGUACUCACUGCUGACUGGCGUCGUCGGGCAUGGCGAUGCAGCAACGUUUUAUGCGUGCGAGUUCCCUACCAACUCCCUCAGCCUGAAAUAUCCCAGUUCCGGCGCGGAGUGUCUUGAUAUGCUGCUUGAUAUCCUUCGACGGAUGUUCCCGGUGCUCACAUACUUACAUACUCAGUGUAGCCUACGUGAUAAGCACGGCGGCUGGCGUGACUGCUACUACGGCAAAGAUAUCAAGUCAACCAAAUGGUCCUGCAAAGACCAUGUUACCGACAAAGCUACGUGCCAACCAAAGUGCCAGGCAAACACCAAAGCAAGCUGCCAACCAACGUCUCCACUUAUGUCAUACUUAAACGAUAGCUUACAUGGUCACUUGCCUCAUGAUGUAACCUCUAUUGGUUGCAAGUCAUCUUGUUCCACGUGCUCUAAAAACCCACCAGGAAUGCCGUGUCUCCCUCCCCUCGGUUUCAGAGCAUUCUCGAACAGUACGCAUACAGGGAGAGACCUGUGCGAACUGCUAGAAGAAUUGGUCGGUAAAAGAGGAGUACUAACCAAACUCUAUGCGCCGCUUGCUUGCCUUCUCAACCGCCCACCGCAGUGGUUCCCUGACAUAUUUUCGUUUUACUGCCAACUCACCAAGGAAUGGAAGUGGAUGGACGAAGCUGAACACAAACGCCAUCCCAUUCAAAAUGCCAUUUCUGGCGCUAUCGAGAGAACAGUUGCCUGUGAUCAUAAUGUUGCAAGAGAGUUACUUGACUCGUGCCGCCAUUUGUCUAAAUGCGCAUCUCACACGUCUCAUGAUCUGAAUAAUAACCCCGACCUGACCCCUCUGGUCCCUCUCUUUGCUCUACCUGCUGCACAUCGCCGUCGUCCGCCUCGACGUGCUGAGGAUACGCUCCCACCUGAGAUCACCCUCAAGCCACCGCAUCGCCGCGCAGUCGCUGCUCGCCGCCGCACGCGUCAAGGCACUCGCCAACGUCAAGUACUUCUCACCGUAAUCGUGCCUUCACCUGUGAUCUGUGUAUCACCCACUCAACCACUCACUCAACCACUCAACCACCCACUCAACCACCCACCUACUCACCCACUCACAUACUCACUCACUCACUCAACCACUCAACCACUCACUCAACCACUCAACCACCCACUCAACCACCCACCUACUCACCCACUCACAUACUUCAUCACUACUACCACUCAAACACUCAACCACUUCAACCACUCAACCACAUAA